AUGUAUUUAUCGUUCAGAAUUCCAUAUACAGCGAAGGAUACGAGGACCCUACAGCUUAGCCGAAUUGUCUUAGGUGGCGAUGUACAUACAAAUCCAGGGCCUUCAAGUAAGAGAAUGCCGAAAAACCCGUGUAAGGAGUGCGAGAAAACUGUUCGGUCAAACCAAGAGGCCUUGUUGUGUGUUCAUUGUAACAGUUGGUCGCAUCUUAAAUGUAUAGGCCUAAGAAAGGCUGAAUUCAAGUCGUACAAGGUUUGCCCUGAAAUACAAUGGACCUGCUCUCUAUGCUUGCUUCCAUUUAGCCAAGAAGAAUGCUUGAAAAAUUGUCUACAAGAAGAAUUUAUUUCGAUAAAUAACAGUGUGGAGGAAGAUGAUUAUGCAAAUAACAAUGCUGGCGAAGCUGUUUAUGCAAAUACAUUGGACGUAAUGAAACCCUGCAUAAGGGAAUCCCCUGGGAGAGUAAUCGUUGAGGAAAGGGAAAGGAAUUCAAGCGGAGCCCUUAUUGUUCAUCUAAACAUCAAUAGUAUACAAAAUAAAUUUGAAGAACUAAAAACAUUGAACAAUUCCCUUAGAGCACAUAUUAUAGUAAUAUCUGAAACAAAAGUGGAUAGUUCCUAUCCCAACAGUCAAUUUAACCUCCCAGGAUACCACAUGUAUAGAGAAGACAGAAAAAAGGGUGGAGGCGGACUGUUAGCAUACUUCUCUUCAGCUCUGCCUUCUAAGAAGCGGGCCCUGCCAAAGACCUACAAGACCCUCGAGGCAAUUGCUGUCGAGGUGAAGAUAGGAAGCAAUGAUUUGUUAGUUCUGUCAAUCUACAGGCCCCCAAAACAGAAAAGGAAGGGAAACGAGUCCAGCCUCCAGGAUCUUAAAAGUGUUGAGGAGGAGCUUAACCACAUCUGUCAGUGGGCGUGUUUCCAAAUGCAGUCUGUCAUCAUUUUAGGUGACCUUAAUCUGGACAGAUUGAGAUUGGAUCGUGCUGAGGGGAAACUUCUGAAGGACCUGGAAGAAGUCAAUAAUCUACAGUGCAUGAUAACUGAACCAACUCGAGUUACAGCUCACUCGGAGUCACUUUUGGACGUUAUUCUAACCAACAAUCCUGAACUGUUCAAGAAAUGUGGGGUUUAUCAGCCAGAAAUGAGUGACCACCAUAUGGUGUUUGGAGAAAUGAUGGAGAAAGUCCACAAACACAAGACUCGCACUACCACUUUCCGGCCGCCAAAAAGUACUGAUUUCGAACAGCUUAACCGGGACUUGAAGGCUGCCCCCUGGCAUGUAGGAGAGACUUUUUGUAAUGUGGACGAUCAAUAUGAUUAUUGGAAGGGACUAUUUGAGAGCGUUGUGGAUCAACACGCACCCACUAAAAAGAAACGAGUCAGGGAGAAAGAUAUACCCUAUAUGACUCCAGAAUGGAAGCAAGCCAUUAGAGAUAAGAGAAAAUUUGCAGUUCAAUUUGCAAAGGAUCGCUCUCCUGAAAACUUUGAGCUCAAACUGCCAUUCAUCAGUACAAAGACAAAAGACACCAAUGCUAUAUGUUUGAAAUCUGAAGAUGGCGAGGUCGAGAAAGACCAAGCUGUGGUGGCUGAACUCCUAGCAGGCCAUUUUAAUACGGUGGCAGCGAAUAUAGGAGGCAACCAUAUCACCAGCCUAACCGAGAAUGAUCAUAGGAACCACAGUAGUGUCAAGGCUAUUGAAAGUGGUUACAAGGGGAAUAAAUUUGAUUUCAAAGAAUUUAACAAAGAGGAAGCGCAGUGUGCUCUUAAAAAUCUUAAUGUAAGAAAGUCGUAUGGGUGGGAUGUGACAGCACCACCAAAACUCUUUAAGGGAGUGGCUGAAGGAAUUGCACCAUCCCUGACUAGACUUUACAAUAACUGUAUUGACUUAGGCGAGUGGCCAUCUGAAUGA
Molecule: messenger RNA, 1899 nt
Organism: Pocillopora verrucosa
Lineage: Eukaryota; Metazoa; Cnidaria; Anthozoa; Scleractinia; Pocilloporidae
Source: RefSeq, a predicted model, not a curated record